AUGUCGUCCACAACUCGCCCAGGCGUUCCUCCAGUGACUCUGGAUACCAUCACCCAGCAGAUCGGCAAUACCCCGUUGGUACGCUUGAACCGCCUUCCUAAGAGCCUGGGGAUCGAGGCAACAGUAUAUGCCAAGUGCGAAUACUUCAAUGCAGGAGGCAGCGUCAAGGACAGAAUUGCCCUUCGCAUGAUCGAAGAGGCCGAGAGAUCGGGCCGCAUCAAGCCCGGAGAUACUCUCAUCGAACCCACCAGUGGUAACACUGGUAUCGGGUUAGCUCUGGUCGGUGCCGUCAAAGGUUACAAAACCAUCAUCACCCUUCCUGAGAAGAUGUCCGCCGAAAAGGUGGCGGUACUACGAGCUUUGAAUGCCACCAUCAUCCGUACACCGAACGAGGCUGCGUACGACUCUCCCGAAUCCCACAUCGGCGUCGCCAAACGUCUGGAGAAGGAACUCCCCAACGCUCACAUCCUGGACCAAUAUGGCAACGUGAACAACCCAUUAGCGCAUGAACUCGGCACAGCCGAGGAGAUCUGGACUCAGACGGACGGCAAGAUCAGCGCUAUUGUCGCUGGCGCAGGAACCGGUGGCACAAUCACCGGUCUGGCCCGUGGUCUCAAGAAGCACAACCCUAAAGUUCAGGUCAUCGCGGCUGAUCCCUUUGGCUCCAUUCUGGCUGUGCCGGCCGCUCUGAACCAAGAACAUGCCAAUGAGCCUUAUAAGGUCGAGGGCAUCGGCUAUGAUUUCAUUCCGGAAGUGCUCGACCAGCAGGUCGUGGACAAGUGGUACAAGACUGGCGACAAGGAGUCUUUCAUGUAUGCCCGACGCUUGAUCGCCGAGGAGGGUCUUCUCGUCGGUGGAAGCAGUGGAAGUGCCAUCUCCGCCUUGGUGCAGGCCGCCAAACAUGGCGACUUUGGCAAGGACGAUAUAGUGGUUGUGGUUCUGCCUGAUAGCAUCCGGAGUUACCUCACAAAGUUUGCUGACGACGAUUGGCUCGCUGCAAACAAUCUCCUACCAUCAUUGUCUAGUGAAACUACGUUGGUGUCGGAGGAGGUCCAGCCUCAGAAGCCAAAGGAUCAGUUCACCGGCGCACAGGUGAAAUCGUUGAGACUGAAGCCCAUCACAACCGUCCAAUCCAACAUUCCUUGCGAGAGCGCGAUUGAGAUCAUGCGUGAUAAAGGCUUCGAUCAGCUUCCCGUUCUUGCGGCUUCGGGAAAGAAGCUCGUCGGCCUUGUUACUCUGGGCAAUGUCCUCAGUCGGCUGACUCACGGACGCGCCACGGGCAAGACCGCGGUCGCUGAUGUUAUGUUCGACUUCAGCAAGAUCUCUGAAGUGGUUACCGACCCCAGAGACCUCGGACUGUCGGAGGCCAAGCUCAGUGGCGAGCAGCAAAAGGAAAUCGAUGUCCUGCGGCCGCAAGCCAAAAACCGCAAGUUCAUGGAGAUUACCAUGGAUACGCCCUUGAGCGUCCUCAACCGAUUCUUCGAGUGGAACAGUGCUGCGGUUGUCACCGAGAGAGACGAGCACGGAGCGAUGAAGCCACUGGCGGUUGCGACCAAGGUUGAUCUACUCACCUGGAUGCUCCACAACCAGAACGAAUCUUGA
This is a messenger RNA of Aspergillus clavatus NRRL 1, 1602 nucleotides long. RefSeq names its product cystathionine beta-synthase CYS4. Gene Ontology annotation, cellular component: cytoplasm. Bases 1 to 1602 code for a protein of 533 amino acids. Lineage: Eukaryota; Fungi; Ascomycota; Eurotiomycetes; Eurotiales; Aspergillaceae. The record is from RefSeq and is a predicted model, not a curated record. The transcript is spliced from 4 exons. Gene Ontology annotation, molecular function: cysteine synthase activity; cystathionine beta-synthase activity.